AACUUACCAUUUACAAUGACCAAGUCCGAGAUACCCGAGGCUAUUUAUCAAAAUAUAAAUACUAAAGAUAAUGAAGGAUGUCUAGAUCUGAAGACACAUAGACAGAAACACCAGCCACCUCAACUCACAGGAAGCAUCUCAGUGAAGAGCAGAAAGCUGAGAGCACUUGAAGUGUGUUUGGGAUUGUUGUGUGCUCUUCUGCUAACGGCUGUUAUAGUGCUCUGUGUGUAUUUCAGCAUUCAGAGAAAACACUUACUAACACACAUCACUGAACUCAAUGAAGAUCGAGAGCAGUUGCUGAAUCAAAACAAUGACCUGACUGAAGAAAGAGAGCAGAUACUGAAACACAACGAUGACCUGACUGAAGAAAGAAAGCAGUUACUUACUAAUAUCACAAACCUCAAUAGAGAAAGAGAGCGGUUACUGAACCACAUCGAAAACCUGACUAAAGAAAGGGAGCAGUUAAGGAAUGACAAGUGGAAAAUGUGGCCAUAUGAACAAGAUCUGCCUGUUGAUAAGUUUAAAUGGAUUUGCUACAACAACAGUUUCUAUUUUAUUUCAUCUGAGAUGAAGAGCUGGAGUGACAGCAGACGAGACUGUCAACAGAGAAAAGCAGAUCUGGCCAUCAUAAAGAGCACAGAGGAAAAAACAUUUUUCCAGAAAGUUGUUGACAGAAAUUUUUGGAUUGGUCUGACAAAGACAGAUGUGUGGAAAUGGCUUGAUGGCACUGUAUUGACUAAUGGGUCCAAGACUGACAGCUCUAACUGUGCUGUAGUGGCUGAAGGAGGGUAUUAUACUUCCGCCUGUAAUUCUAACAACGGAUGGAUCUGUGAGAAGACUCAUCAUUAUUAAUCACUCAAUAUUAAAAGAUAAUACAGUAAAUUAACUGAAGGAUUUUUAACAGCUACACUUAUUGUAAAUCAGUUUGAAAGUUGUAUUGUACUAACCUUCGUUUUUUUCUUGUAAUAAGAGUUUUUGUUAAUUUAGAUGGUUAUAUGGUCAAAAAAAUCCCAGUCUCACAUAUUUAAUUUACUAUAUUAUUUUCCUGAAAGCCAAAAUGCUAAAUGUUAUGUAUGUCUAUUUAGUGAGUACUGUUACUGUAUGUACACAGUGGUCAAAAUGACAAUUUCUACCCAAGAUUUUUUUUUUACACAGAGAUUGGAAAGUAUAUUGGUUGAAUCUGUGGAUUUAUGGGAUCUUUGCUGCUUUAUAAGCCAAUAAGCGGUCACUCAAUGGUGAAAAAGUGUUGGGUGUUCCCUGACAUUUGCAUGCUUGUAACUCAACAAGAUCCCAUAUACUAUAUCUCAAAAGCCUUUUAAAUUUUGGUUCUCAACAAACUUUUCUUUCGGUAUCUUAAUUUUUGAAGUGCUGUAUGGUUCAUUUGCAGAGAUAUUCAGAUUUCCAUCUGGCUCCAUUAUUUUAGCAGAAGAACAAAUAAUGUUGAAAUGUCUCUUUUCUUUCUACCAAAACAGCUGCAUUGAGAAAACCUGUAGUGCCUGUAAUGUUUUAACAAAAAAAGUAUACAUGCCUAUAUCUUGAUAAGUGUUGAUAUCAUUUCAA
This is a messenger RNA of Danio aesculapii, 1560 nucleotides long. RefSeq names its product C-type lectin domain family 12 member B. The transcript has 5 exons. Lineage: Eukaryota; Metazoa; Chordata; Actinopteri; Cypriniformes; Danionidae. Bases 16 to 852 code for a protein of 278 amino acids. The record is from RefSeq and is a predicted model, not a curated record.